UAAGGUUUAUUUGAAAGUUAAAGGUAUGUUUCCUGGAGCAGGGCUGAGCCCCUUCAGGAACUGAGUUUGACACCUCUGGUGUAAGGUGUUCAAUUAUUAAUAUAUUUUUUUUCUCUCUCAUCAGGUCUUUCAAAUUUGCCUGCUCUUUAUUCCAAACCUCGACCACACAUACAGACAAACACACUCACUCACUCACUCACUCACUCACACACAAUAAAGGCACUUUUAAGAGCCACGUCUGUCCUGUUUACCUGUCUGUGCUGUAGUUUACUUGUCACUCUCUUUUUAGCUCUCUCUAUAUCUUUAUCUCUAUUUUCAUCUUUAUUUGUUUUAUUUGACCAUCCUUCCAGUUCUCUUAAUAGUUCCUAAAAAUCCUCUUUAUCGUAACAGUUUGUCCAUCUGUUGUUUGUUUUUGUGUAUAUUUCUUGUCUAGUCAUGACAAGGCCCAAAUUCAGGCCCUGCCCUUCUUGCCAGACUCCCAAUCAGGCAAGCAGGAAAACUUGUCAUGUCUGCUUUGGAAGCCUGUCCACCAAAAACAAAAUAAAAGAAAAAGUGGCAUCACUGGAUAGCCAGUGGGGGAAAUCUGUCCUUAAAAGCAGAAAUGCUGGGCGUAUAAUUGAUUCUGCCCGUAUUGCAGUGCUGAAACUUGAGGCUGUCGGAUACAAGCCAAUUUUAUUUAUUGGGAAACAGGACAAAAGGGCUUCAAAUAAGUGGGUGGCAGAUAUUAUCACGCAUCUGCACCCCACUCCUGUCACCAAAGUGUUUUUGGAGAAGAUGCGGAGGGCUUAUGAGUUUAUCUUAACAAAAGCAACCUCCACAGCCCAGCGGCCGGAGAGCGUCCCCGCGGAGCAGCCGGAGAGCCUCACCAAGCAGCCUGAAACUGUAUUUGUUCUCAAUCUUGUUCCUGUGUCUUGCUCGCUCUCUCCAACCUUUCUCUGUCCUCCUUCCUCUGCUACUUCUACAACUGUUCUUCCGUCACUUUCUUCCCCUCUUCCACCUCCACUGCGGCAGAGGAAAAGAAGGUUAAACACCUUUACCGCGUCAAACUCUACCACCCCUGUCUCUCCUCCAUAUCCAUCUGCCUCUUCCAUUUCCAAGCCUUUGAGUCAGGAGGUGCCACUGGUAAAGAACAGAAGAAAAGGUUGUCAAAAAUGUAGUAGGCAGAAGGUUUUCCUUUUUGAUAAAAUAACUGGGGAACGAAUAAAUGAGGGAAAAGCUGAAUUGAAAGUUCACUGGUUGCCUUGCACUGUGUGUGGCAAAACCUGGGAUGACACAUGGGAGCCUGCGAGUGAAUUCCAACACAUUGUGCCAAAGUCCCCACAUCCCAACCAGCUUUCAGCAUGACAACAUAGUCACCAUAGACACCUGGACUCAUCAAGCACCCUUCAAUGCAGUUUAUUUUUGAGUGUUUUUUCUUGCUGUUUGUUCUUCAGUAAAGUUUUUGCACAG
Molecule: messenger RNA, 1449 nt
Organism: Carassius gibelio (silver crucian carp)
Lineage: Eukaryota; Metazoa; Chordata; Actinopteri; Cypriniformes; Cyprinidae
Exons: 6
Coding region: 436-1344 (302 amino acids)
Source: RefSeq, a predicted model, not a curated record